Messenger RNA from Orbicella faveolata, 3201 nucleotides. RefSeq names its product folliculin-interacting protein 2-like. Gene Ontology annotation, cellular component: cytoplasm. The record is from RefSeq and is a predicted model, not a curated record. Gene Ontology annotation, molecular function: protein-folding chaperone binding; ATPase inhibitor activity. Lineage: Eukaryota; Metazoa; Cnidaria; Anthozoa; Scleractinia; Merulinidae.
GCUCUGAGUCACGCGCUAGUCACUAGACCACUGCAAUUUAUGUGGGUAGAUUUCGCAACCAAUCAGAUGACAGUGAAUUUUUCCCGCCAAGUUUUUACCAAUCACGUGCGGUCAAAACGUGUUUUGGAACGUCAUGUGACUCUCAAUCCCUUCUCCUUUUUCUCCUUCUUUUCCCUGUGCCGUCGUACGUGAUAUGUGAGAGAUGUGGUUUGGACCGAAAAGAACUGCCAAUGUUGUCGAAAAUAUUCUCUUUUGGAUCUCGAAAAACUGGCAAAAAGCACAGCGAUGUCGAAGCUGAAACGCCAGACGAAUUUUGCGCCACGAAAAGGCCAUUUCCACAGUUGGCUCAAGAUCAGAUAAGAAUUCUGGUGUUCAGAGAUUGUGAUCGCAAGGGGAAAACCUUGCUGUUUGACUCCAAGGUAAUUACACAGGAUUUGAAUCAGCAGGAUGUAGGUCAAACCGAAGGCACUGAUGCAGAGCAAGGAAGCAAGAGGUUAUCUGGAGGUCCAAGGAUGGACCCAGCGCCCCGACCAAAAUUACAGCAUUCACGCCCAAGUCACGAUGCCAAAAUGCUUGGAGAAAUGAUAUUUGGCUCUGUGGCGAUGACUUACAAAGGACAGACUGUCAAAGUUCAUGAAAUAAGAACUCCGCAUCAGCUUCUACUAACAAAUGUCUUUGCUGUUAAACCAAGAAUUGUCAUGCCCAACUGCUGUGAUGGCAAUGACUUCCUAAGUUCCAGUAGUCAAGUAGAUUCAGUGUUGGAUGAAAGUACAAGGAUAGAACCAGACUGUGCAUCACUGUCGCCACAGAGUAGUUUUUCCAAAGAAGAUUCAGGUCUUGGAACUUCAUCUAAACCAAUGGCUGUUCCAGGAUCUUCACCAAUAGUUGUUAUUGAUCAUGAUACUGAUGAAGACAGUGGCUUCACGGCAUCUGUUGAAAGUAAUUAUCUGGAAGAAACUCUGUCAUCGCUUUUUCUGUCAGCCUCCUCACCUUGUGGUAGCUAUCACAGGCGUCUUCAUCGCAGCCAGGUCACCAGUAUUGACCACAGUUUUGGAAGAAAGAGCGAAGAAUUAGCUGAAGAAGUUUCUCCUCUCAUGAGACGCAGGCCAAAGUUGGGUAUUGGAAUCAUUUUUGCGCUUGGUGACAAUGAAGAGAAGAGCAGAGCCCUGCAAGGUUUCUUUUUUGCCCAUUUCCCUCUGUUUGAGUCACAUGUGAAGCGUUUGAGACUGGCUGUAGAAAAUGCUUGCUUCUUGAAAACAAAGUCAUUUUCAAGUCAAGUAAUUGAGGCAGUACAGGCGUUCAGAGAGAACAUCCACAACCUUCUGGCAGCACCAAGACUCAAGGAGCCUGUGUGGUUAAACAUGAUGACACAUUCUUCACACCGCUCUCAUCUGUGUGAGAAAUUCAUGGUUCAGUUGAUUGAUUGCCUCAGAAUUGGAAACAGCAGAGAAACUAACUUUUUCAUGGCUUCAGUACUGACUGCUGUUUUGCAAUACCACCUUGCUUGGGUGUCGACGGUGAUGCCUGCUGGGGCAGCUCCUAGCCGGGCUUAUCUGGAUAAACAUUCAUCCAAAACUCUGGAUCUUCUUGCUCAGUCGCAUCCUUACAAUCCAUUGUGGGCACAGCUGGGGGACUUGUAUGGGGCAAUUGGAUUUCCCCUCAGAGUUGCAAGAACUGUUGUUGUUGGAAAAGAUUCCAAGCUUGUUGCCCAAGUGUUAGAUGUUCUUAGCUAUUUUAUUAGAUGUACAGAAGUGUUUGAACAUGUACAGAAAAGAGAUGAUGACAGCAGAGAUGGUACGCACGACAAAGUCUCCAAUUUUGGAGAAGAUAGUAGCUGUUCCCAGUGUGGAACCAAGUCUUUUACUGAAAGUGACUUCUCUGGAAAAACGUGUAGUUUAACCAGCGGGACUGUAAUUAUUUGUACUAAAUGCAAACAAAAUUGUGAUGGAAAGUGCACACUACAAGGUGAACUUAAAGACAAAGGGGAGAAAGAAUCUUUACAUGAACAGAUUUUACCACAGCUACAAGUCACACAUGGUGUAACGCAAUGCUUGAAUUGUAGUUCAAGAAUCAACGGCACUUCUUUGCAGAAGCUUUCCAACAUUGAAAUAUUGCAGUCUAACUGCACAUGUAACAAGAUAUCUACUGGUGGAGUUCAAAAAGAAUUGAAACAUUUUAUUAAGGAUGUGAAUUUGUUGACUAUGACCAACCACCAUUUUAACACUUUUCAAUGCUAUUGCUGCAAGAAUUCAACUGGAGUUGAUCACGUCUUGUCCAAAGGAACAAAGUUUAAAUGCUACUGUGCACCAGACUGUGAUUCUAACAAUCAUCACGGAAAACAGUUUUCCAAUGAACUCUAUUGCAUCAAUUGUCUUGAGAAACUUCAUCAAUCUUUGCAGAAAUGCAAGGGUGACCACCAGACCAAAACAAAUGACUCUCUAGCAAGGAUUGCAAAAAUUUCACAGGCUGUUCAAAGCCAGGACAUUUUAGGUGACUGUAAUGGACACACAGACAAUCGUAUCUCUGAGACAGACAGUUGUGUCUCGGAUGACACUGAUACAGCAUCAGUUAGAAGUAGCGCAUUAGACAAACUUGUUGAUGGGGAAGGGACUAUUGCAUCCUAUGGACGAAGUGGCUCAGCUGACUCAGGCAUUCACCAAAGUCCAUUAAAUUCACCCUUCAUUCAGCAACCUGUGGAUUUUCCAAAUAUCAUCUCGCAUCAAGGAGAAGAUGAACAGAUUCCAGAGGAACUUCCUCUUCCAAGGAUAGAGGAUGUGAACUCUUGUCCAAGCCCUGACAGUACACAAGUCAUGACUGUUUGGUUUUCUUUUAGGACUUGUGAGGUUGUCUCUGUGAAGAAGAACAAGAAACAGCCAGCGAGUGAUUCUCCUCAUGUACAACAAGUUGAAGUGUCCAACUUGGUUUUCUCUAUGCUAUCUUCACUAAGUGGUCUCUGGGAUAUUAAGAUGUCUGCUGAGUUUUGUCUCAUGCACUUGGAGGAUAAACUGAAAGAAAUCUACUUGAAAAGCAAGGUUAUAACAGAAAGACUGAGAGACAGAAGGAAGGCGUUGACUCGUGACGAUCUCACAAAAAUGCUGAGUGUGGAUAAUAAUGACGUGCCGUUGCUGCUGGCAGUGGCUAGUACCCAUUCCCCACAGAGCAUGCCACUGGUCAGCUGAGCACCAAAUUAAAUGGUUUUGA